Messenger RNA from Cynoglossus semilaevis (tongue sole), 3077 nucleotides. RefSeq names its product SRY-box transcription factor 8. Lineage: Eukaryota; Metazoa; Chordata; Actinopteri; Pleuronectiformes; Cynoglossidae. Gene Ontology annotation, biological process: neural crest cell development; morphogenesis of an epithelium; negative regulation of transcription by RNA polymerase II. The transcript has 3 exons. The coding region runs from base 558 to 1958 and encodes 466 amino acids. Gene Ontology annotation, cellular component: nucleus. Gene Ontology annotation, molecular function: RNA polymerase II cis-regulatory region sequence-specific DNA binding; DNA-binding transcription factor activity, RNA polymerase II-specific. The record is from RefSeq and is a predicted model, not a curated record.
UGAAUCCUUAAAACUUUAAAUUCAAUAAAAUGGUAUUUACAAUAAAAAAAAAGCAAAGCAAACAAACCUUUACACCCCAGGUGAACUACUGACUGAGUCACAUCUGCUGAGUCAUAAUUAGUGAUUAAUUAAUUUUGGAACAGUAAAAAGUGCACGUUUUAUCCACCAUAAAUAACAACAAAACUUUGUCAACCAAAGCACUACGGUCAUAAAGCUCAUAUUCAAACCUCCACCAAUGGCAGGACACGUGGGGAUUUCUCUCGGCCAAUCCGACGUGGAAGGUGGAGUGACGGUUUAAAACUCCAACUCUCAGCGCCGCUCCUGUCUCCUGUCAGUGGAGAACUGGACCAGCCAUAAAAGAGAGAAGCAGAAGGAAAACAGCGAACGGUUGUUGACACUGACGCGGUUGAAGGGAUUUACUGUGGCGCACUGUGCGUAAAAACGCGCGCCGGGCUCCGUGCGCCUGAAUUCACCUGUUUUAUUUACCUUUUUUUUGACAUUUUUAUUGUCUGGCUUUCACUUGUGUUUUCCUGCUCUCGUCGUCGAUCGAUUAAAUAAUGUUAAAAAUGACAGAGGAGCACGACAAGUGUGGCAGCGACCAGCCCUGCAGCCCCUCAGGCACCAACAGCUCCAUGUCUCAGGACGAGUCCGACUCGGACGCUCCAUCCUCACCGAUUGGAUCCGACGGCCAGGGUUUGGGCAAGAAACUGGACUGCGAGGAUGACGACCGGUUCCCUGCGUGCAUACGGGAAGCCGUUUCCCAGGUGCUGAAGGGAUACGAUUGGUCCCUGGUGCCCAUGCCUGUGAGGGGGAACGGAUCCAUGAAGUCCAAGCCUCAUGUCAAAAGACCCAUGAAUGCGUUCAUGGUCUGGGCGCAGGCGGCCCGCAGGAAGCUGGCGGACCAGUAUCCUCAUCUGCACAACGCCGAGCUCAGCAAGACUCUGGGAAAACUGUGGCGCUUGCUCUCAGAGAGUGAAAAAAGACCUUUUGUGGACGAAGCAGAGAGGCUCCGGGUCCAGCACAAGAAAGACCAUCCGGACUAUAAGUACCAGCCACGGAGACGAAAGAAUGUGAAACCCGGCCAGAGCGACUCCGACUCCGGAGCAGAACUGGCACAUCACAUGUAUAAAGCCGAACCAGGAAUGGGGGUUCUGGCAGGACUAACAGACGGACACCACCACCACCACCACCCUGAACAGACAGGUCAGCCUCAUGGUCCUCCUACACCUCCAACUACUCCCAAGACAGACCUGCACCACGGGGUGAAGCAGGAUCUGAAACAUGAAGGCCGCCGCCUCGUCGACAGCAGCAGGCAAAACAUCGACUUCAGCAACGUCGACAUCUCUGAGCUCAGCACCGAUGUCAUCAGCAACAUGGAGACCUUCGACGUGCACGAGUUCGACCAGUACCUUCCGCUUAACGGCCACGCCGCCAACCCCUCGUCUCUGCCCCCCGACCACAGCCACGGGCAGGCCGCGGCGCCGGGCGGCUCCUACACUUCCUCCUAUGGCCACGCGGGCGUCAACGGGUCGGUGUGGAGUCGCAAAGGUGUCAUGUCCUCGUCAACUUCCGCCGCCAGUGAUGUCUCCCAGCACCGCCUCCAUAUCAAAACAGAGCAGCUGAGCCCCAGCCACUACAGCGAGCCUUCACACGGGUCACCGUCACACUCUGAUUACGGCUCCUACAGCAGCCAAGUCUGUGUGACGUCUGCAGCGUCGGCUGCCUCGGCCGCAGCCUCCUUCUCCAGCUCACAGUGUGACUAUACUGACCUCCAGAGCUCCAACUAUUACAACCCUUACUCCGGCUACCCGUCCAGCCUCUACCAGUACCCUUACUUCCACUCGUCCAGGCGACCCUACAGCAGCCCCAUCCUCAACAGUCUGUCCAUGGCACCGGCCCACAGCCCCACCGCCUCCAGCUGGGACCAGCCGGUCUACACCACGCUGUCUCGACCUUAAGGAGACAGGAAACGGUCAAGGCCAGACUCUUUAAUUAACGCACCUAGAAUGAAAGGAUGUACAGUGAGGUGCACGCGGAGGUGAUCCGUAAGAGAGGUGCGGGGUGGGGGGGGGGGUCGUAGGUCAUCUGUGACAAUUUGAACGUGAAACAAACGGGGGGAUAAAAUAAAAAGUGCCUGCUGAUUUUAUACAAAGUUAUAUAAAAAAAACACACGCGAGACAUUUUACAAAGAGAAACGGUGUUGUUGGCGAGCCAGACUCCUCCAUGAGGACAUGUCGCCUACGCCUAAAUCCCCUCUACACCCCCCCCAUCUUUCCACUUUAGGAUUGCACGUAUGCGCACACUUGAGGUAAAGCAAAGGCCUGCCACUGAGCUGUGUAGGAGAGAAACAGUUUGGCCCAAAUUUGCUGUGAAGCAGAUGGAGAAGCAGAUAGAUGGGAGAGUAUGCAGCACACAGGACCAAUUAUGUAAAUUUGCAGAAAAAAAAUUUACAUUAAUGGCCAGCGCUGUAUCGCAACUCAGUUGACCAUUUGCAUCGAUGGAUAUGUCUUAACUAAAUGGGCUCAUUUGAAUCGUACGGUGUUGUUUUGGCAAAUAUGUAUUUAUGUUCAAGCAUUAUUAUUAUUAUUAUUUUCUGUUUUCUAUUUUUCUUGUUCAGUAGAUAAACACAUUUAAUGUGAGGUCGGAUUUUACACAGUUCCCUUUGGCUCUUAUGAAAAAAAACAAAAAAAAAAAACAUCAUUCGAUACCAUUCCGUUUGAGACUAAUACUUAGUCCAGUUUCCAACUUUUCCUGACAUCAUUCCCGGACCAACAUACUUGCUCAGGACAGAACAGGUGUCUGACAUCUACGCUUGGCAAAUUGCAAUUAGUCAUGAUCCAGGGUUAAAGGAAAUGGGGUAAAACAACACCACACUCUCUGAGUGACACGUCAGCUGGAGCCUGCGUACAUGUGGACGGGCGAUGCACGCGUGUGUGUACGUACAAACAUUUGUGUGUGAGUGUGUGUGUGUGUGUGUCAGGGAGAUUUACUGCAGCCCUGUGUUGGUACAUUUUUUGGAUGGUGGGCUGAUAAAUGUCCCAGGGCAGAGCCGUGAUGCCUGAAGUAAAAAAAAAAAA